Diorhabda carinulata is the source of this 7698-nucleotide messenger RNA. RefSeq names its product ankyrin repeat domain-containing protein 50. The record is from RefSeq and is a predicted model, not a curated record. Gene Ontology annotation, molecular function: protein binding. Lineage: Eukaryota; Metazoa; Arthropoda; Insecta; Coleoptera; Chrysomelidae. Bases 479 to 5062 code for a protein of 1527 amino acids. The transcript has 16 exons.
AUUUAGGUAAGUCUUAGAUACUUCGAUUAAGUUUAUUUGAUUGCAUUCGCUUGGUGUGGGUGUUGUGUAUCUUCACCUACAACUGCAAGACAAGUCGAAGUUAUUUUUAGAUUAUAUUUACGUUAAAUGGACAGAAUUUAUUUACUUAUUCUAUUUACAAUGAAAACACCGAGCACUGAAAUCUGUUAUCGUCACGGAAGUUCUGCAAAAAUAGCUGAGUAUCUAUUACAUCACGGUAUAUACCAUGGCAAAACGUCAUCGGCACCUAAGUCAAAUUAAAAAAUACUACAGAGCUUGCAUCAGUAGGUGAAAUAGUCCUCUAACAAUGUAGUUUCUCAGGAUCUAAUCUGUUAGUUUAUAUGAAAUACGUAACAGAAACAUUAAGACUGUAUAAAAAAAGAAGAAGAUUGAAUUCAACGUCCUUUUAAAGACAAAUAAGUAUUGUACAUAUAUUUUUUUUGUGGUACUACAUUCGAAUAUGGCGGUCCAAGAAGACAAGAAGAAGUUUUACUGCAGGGAAUGGGCGUUCCAGAAAUUGGCGCACUGUUUGGACCAGAGACCAGUUUCGAAAACUUGCGGUGCAUUAUUAUUAGGGGGUCCAGGAUGUGGUAAAACGACCUUUUGCUCCGAAUUAUGUUGGCCUUCCCAAGGACCGGCUAGUAGACAACAGAGGGCCUUAAAUAGACGCCUAUUAUGUUAUCAUUUCCUUCAAGGUCAUAACGAAAAGAGUUUGUCUUUAAGCGAGUUCGUGAGAUCUCUAGUAACACAGAUUUUGAAUCAUUCCACCGAAAGUCACAAAGAGCGCAGCAUAAGACGAAAAUUAGCUCAAGACGUACAAAAAUCGGAAGACCCUAAAUUCGUUAAAAAUAUUUCGUACGAACAAAACCUUUCGGAAAAUUGCAAUUUACCUCAAGAAAAUUUAUACUGUAACGUCUAUUCGGAAAAUCUCGUAUCGCCGUGUUUAGAAUCGAAGAAAAUCCAAGAAACUCCUCCUAUACCAAGUUUACCGAUAAACCCACGCACCGUUAUAGCGGACGCUUAUUUGGAAAAACUAAAAUCGGAUCCCGAAAUCCAGAUAGCUCUUAGAGCUAAAAACAUAGAACUAAAUCCGGACGAUUGCCUUAAGAGAGCUCUACUAUUUCCUCUACUCGAAAUAGACCCUCCGAAGACUUCUCUAUUCAUCAUCAUCGAUUCCAUCGACGAACAUUCAUUCGUUUAUUCGAAUUCGACGCUCACUAGGUGCAAACCACGCGAAAGGACGUCGCAAAGUAAAACUAUAGCGGAAUUAUUAGCGAAUCACCAUCACCUGUUCCCCCAAUGGUUGUUAUUAGUUUGUACGGCUAGGAAACAAUCUAAAAGCAUCGCGAAAAUGUUUACCGGUUUUAGGAAAUUGAGUUUGGACGAUUUACGUAAAUCUCAAGUGGUGCGCGACGUGCAGCAGUACAUUCUAGCUCGGUUAGACCAAGAGAACAGUCUGCGACAACACAUAAGUAGAGACACGGCCGAGAUGCUCAAUCAACUACACAUAAAAAGCAACGGUUGCUUUUUAUAUUUAGAAAAAGUGUUGGACGGCGUGUCGGAUAAUUUCAUAGUGCUUAGAGAAGUGCGAGAAAUACCUGGUACUUUGAACGGUUUAUAUUUGUGGUUAUGUCAGAGGUUAUUCAACCGAAGACAAUUCGCUAAAGUCCAACCGCUAUUGAACGUCAUAUUGGCGGCUAAAUGCGCUCUAAACGACGCUCUUUUAUACGACAUCAUCAAAGUUUAUAAUCCUAAGAUAACCGCGGAGGAUUUUAAAAAAAGAUAUCAGCUGUUAAGGAGAGUGGUGGUGGUUUCGAAAGGGGGUACAAUAAGAUUAUUCCAUCACUCGUUCGCCGAAUGGUUAUUAGAUAUAAAACAUUGUACUCAAAAAUAUCUGUGUAACAUUUUCCAAGGACAUUGUAUCCUUGCUAUGUACUAUACUUUACACGCUAAAGUAUUGAAUAAUCAGGAGAUAUACGAUUACGCUUUCCAUUUAACUAGAACCGAACAAUAUUUAUCGGACAAACAAAAUCAAAAAUGUCCUACGCUGAUGUGUAAAUUGACCCAAGAGAAGAACGUUGCGUUGUCACAAGGCGAAAAUAGUUUAGAGAAAACGUCGACGGAAAUUUAUUCGGAUUUGAAAGCCCUACAAGAAUUAACGAAAAAUUACGAAAGGGAAUUAAGUCUCGAUGUCGAUAAUUUGGAGACCAGUUUCGUUGAAACUGAGACUAGUCAGAACAAUCUCGACGAUUGUCAGUUUGAUUUGAGUUUGACUAAAUUGGAACAACAAUACGAGAAUAUUAACGUCAAAAGUCCGGUUUCCGAUAAGAAUCCCAUUUACGCCGAAAUAAAGAAACACAGAAAGAGUAAACAGCAAGUUAAAGUGGAAAACAACGAUUUGAAUAUAAAUCCUUCGCAAGAUUCGAAUAAAAUUAGUUUGGACGUUCAUACUUUGACGGUUCUUUGGUUAAUUAACAGUGGAUGUAACGUGGAAGAAUGUCUUUUGGAAGGUAACGAAAUGGCCGGUGUUAAUUUCGGCGCUUUUUUACCUACCGAUCAAAAAGUGUUGAAGUUACUACUGGAAGCGGGGGCGGUGGAACAGGCCGAUGUUGAUGGCUGCGAUUACGAAAGUCAGUUGUCACUGGCUAGUACGUCUAGUGAGCCGAGUCCGGAACCAUUAUUCGAUAUACACGAUAUGCAUGGUCAAGCUGCGCUUCACGUUGCAGCGAGAUUGGGACAGGCCCAAGUAGUAAAGGUACUUUUAGAAGCAGGCGCUAACGCCGAUCAAGCAGAUGUCGAUGGUUGGACUCCUCUUAGAGCGGCGGCUUGGGGAGGACAUACAGAGGUUGUCGAAUUGUUGGUGAAACAUGGUUGUAGUCUUGAUAGCGUCGACGCCGAGAAUCGAACCGCCUUACGAGCCGCCGCUUGGUCCGGUCACGAAGAAAUAGUAAAAAUCCUUCUUCAAAAUGGAGCUAAUGUCAAUUUAACCGACCACGAAGGUCGAACAGCCCUUAUAGCUGCCGCUUAUAUGGGACACGCCGAUAUUGUAGAACAUUUACUAAAUUUCGGAGCCGAUAUUAAUCACGCCGAUGCUGAUGGAAGAACGGCUCUAUCGGUAGCAGCUUUGUGCGCUCCGAGAACACCAGGGGCUAAUGUCGUCGCGACGUUAUUGGAAAGGAACGCUACCGUCGAUUAUAAGGAUAAGGAAGGGAUGACGCCGUUAUUGGUGGCGUCCUUCGAAGGUCACAGGGACGUCUGCGAACUUCUUUUGGAAAACGAAGCGGACGUAGAUCAUUGCGACCACGGUGGUAGAAGUCCUUUAUGGGCGGCGGCUAGUAUGGGGCACGCUCCUGUUGUUGCUCUACUAUUGUUUUGGGGUUGUUGUAUAGAUUCCAUGGAUUCCGAGGGGCGAACUGUAUUGUCAGUGGCAGCCGCUCAAGGCUGCGUUGAAGUCGUCAGACAACUGCUGGACAGAGGUUUGGACGAACAACACCGCGACAAUUCCGGAUGGACGCCAUUACAUUAUGCAGCAUUUGAGGGACAUCUUGAUGUUUGCGAAGCUCUAUUGGAAGCAGGAGCUAGAGUAGAUGAGACUGAUAACGAAGGAAAAGCUCCUUUAGCGCUGGCAUCGCAAGGGGGACACACGGCCUUAGUUAAUUUAUUCAUAGACAAAUAUAACGCACCUGUCGAUCAAAGACCUCACGAUGGAAAGACUGCUCUAAGAUUGGCUGCUUUAGAAGGCCAUUAUGAUAUAGUCCAAAUACUGGUUUCCAAUGGUGCUGAUAUGGACUCCAAAGAUGCCGAUGGUAGAAGUACCUUGUAUGUAUUAGCUCUGGAUAAUAGAUUGGCAAUGGCAAAAUAUUUUGUACAACAAGGUGCCGAUGUAGAAACCAGAGAUUUGGAGGGUCGGACGCCUUUACAUGUGUCAUCUUGGCAAGGACACACGGAAAUGGUAUCACUUUUAUUAACUUACGGUAAAGCACAAGUAGACGCUUGCGAUUUAGAAAAUAGAACGGCAUUACAUUCUGCCAGUUGGCAGGGUCACAGCGAUAUUGUUAAAAUGCUUUUAGAACAUGGAGCGAUGCCCGAUCAUACUUGCAACCAAGGAGCCACAGCUUUAGGUAUAGCGGCUCAAGAAGGUCACGAACUGUGUGUGGUGGCAUUACUGGAACAUGGUGCAGAUCCAAAUCAUUCGGAUGCAUGUGGGAGGAAUGCAUUGAGAGUUGCCGCCAAAUCGGGGCAUAGGGGAGUAGUAAGACUGCUGGAAGAGUACAACGCUAGAUCACACAAAGUGGCGCAUACAAGUAGUAGUGCCAAUUCUAUUACCUCGGCUUCAACUGCAGAAACUAAACCAUCCUGCGCUAUUCUAUAUCCUUCCGGAAGUACAGGAGACUGGUCUGAUCAGCAGAGGAGAUCGAUGGUAUCGUUAGGAAAUCACAGUUCUAAUUCAAAGUCUAGUUCCAAUUUGACUGGAUCGAGUCAGUCAAGUAGACACGGAGAUAGACAAAGAGAAACCGUACAAAAUACUCAGCCCAUGUCGUUUACGCAACAACUUCAACAGUGUACCAGAGGUGGUAAAACCAGACCUCUAAGUAAACUGCUGUCGCCUUUACAAAGUGAACCUCAGAGUCCUAUUUAUGCGUCACCUCCUUUAAGUCCUGUUAAUGAUACUCCCAAUGUUUUCGAUUCCUUCUUAGGCGCAAUGAAUAUAUACCAACCGGUUUUGAGGCACAAUAAUUUCGCUAAGGCUCCUGAUACUCAUUUCGCUCGCGAUACUCACAUGAGAAUCAUUUUGGGAAAUACGAGUAGUUCGCCUUUUAGCAAAGACAAAAAACCGGAACCUGUACAGGAAGCUCCAAAUUCCAAAUCAAGUAAUCACAAACCAAAAAGGAACGGAAUAGUAACUAAUCCAGCUUUAAGACUCGUCGCCAACGUGAAAAACGGAAUCGAUACCGCGGCGGCGAAUUUACGAAAAUCCACAUCGGGAGCUAAUCCCGCUUCCAAGACGAACAGUUUCCAUUGGCGCAAGGAGACACCUUUGUAGAAAACAAAAGGAUUUAAUGCGCCAACAACUAGUCAAUAUAUAACGGUUUUAAAAUCGACUUUAAAAAUAAAAUGAACAAUGCUAACGUAUAACAACACUCACCUAGUCUUAAAUAUAUCAAAGAAAUAAUUUUUAAUAGUGAUUAAUUUUACAAUAAGUUUUUUAUGUUUACCUUUUCUAUUUUUUUAUACAAGAUUUUUCAAAAUAUUAUUUACUUGUACUCCAAUAACAAAAGCCAUGAAAUAAUCUGGAGUGGUAAUGUUUAAUAGGUUUAGAUGGUGCUGGUAAUGAUAUCUUUGGGAUACCCAGCACCCGUGAUUCUUGUUUGGAUUGUUGGACUACUCUCGUGCUCUCAAAAUUAUAUGGUAAAUCGUUAGACUUGAUUUUUCCAUAUCCUGUGAACAGUUUUUGCAUUUUCUUACUUCCAGUUGAUCUUAAAGAUCCAUUGUUGGUGCUACUUGCUAUGGUUUACGCUAGAAAUAAAAGGGCACAAUAAAUUAUGUAUAUGUAACUGUAUACUUACUUUUGAAUCACCCUAUAGAUCUAACUGGAAAAAAUAAAACAAGCACAAUAACUUUGAACCUUAAACUGUUGAAUUAGUUCAAUUUUUCUUUAAUUCAACUUCAAAUUUUGAAAAAUUUUGUAUAUGACUACUAUUCAUAUACAGAGUGUCCGAAAAAUCUCGUACCAAAUGCAAACUAUAGUUUCUAGAUGUAUAAUUUUAUCCGAAAGUUCAUUCUAGAGGAAAAAAUCAGAAAAUAUUUUUCCAAUAACUUUACAGUAAAUUUUUUUCAAAAACUGCUCAAUAAACUGGCCUUCAAACCCCAGUAUUUAUUAAUAAAGUUAGAUGGACAUAGUAAAAUACUAUUUGUAUUUUACGUUUGACUGGAGAGUUUUUUUGUACACCCUGUAUAUAUAUUUCGUUCGGCCUAUGUUAUAAUUCAACGAUGUAUCAUAAUUUUUUCGAUAAAUACGUUUGACUUUUGUGAUAGCUUAGUGUUUAAUAAUAAGUAAUUAAGUAUUCUGUAAAUUGUUUGAAAGGCGUUGAUUAGGGUGUUUUUGUAGUGGUUUCUUUUUAAUUGAUAAUGGAUUACUGCCGAUCUAAUAUGAAAAUGUCUGUCAUAACCAUAAUAAAAUAUUCAAUAUUUCAAUAUCAACGUUUAAAAAUUAUUAUUAACAUAAUUAGAAGCAUCCAAUAUAAGAAAUUAUCCCCGAACAUAUUUUAUUAUAAGCAGGUACUCAUUUUUUCCAAACUUAUGAAGGGAAAUUUACAAUCUUUCUCUUGAACUUUUGAAUACAUAAUUAAGUGGAUAAUUCGAAUGUGUAACAUCUUAUUUUCUCCAAAAUUAAAAUAACUUUUAUGGCCUUCCAUUUUCGUUUAACCUUGGCAGACUUUGGUCUGUGUUGUACCAUUUUUACCUAUAACUUCCUAUUGUACCUAUUUAAUCUUUAGUCCUUUUUAAGUUUGUUGUCUACUUCAUAUUUAAUGAUUUUUUCAGUCUCCUCACCAAUUCAGUUAUUUCUUGUUGAUUUUUUUGUAUUAUUGCUUCUUGUUCUGUUACUUCUGUAUUCUUUAUCCAGUUCCACUUAUUUUUUGUAUUCUUAGGUAUUUCAUUCUGUUAUUUCUAUUUUUGUCUCAAUUUGCCCCCUAAUUGUCAAAUUUACUAUAACAUAUGUUUAUUUUUCCAUUUUCAUAUCUAUAUCUACAUUUUUUUGUCACAUAUUUUGCUAAUAUUUGAUCGGCAGUUAUUUGAGUUGUAAUAAUACCAAUAUGAAAAGUUCUCUAAUAAAACUGAUGAGUAAUAUUUUAGGGCAAUAUGAAUUUUUUGUUGCAAAUACCUACAGUUUGCCAAGUAGCUUUAUAAAUUUUGAUAAAGUAUCCAGAUAUUCUAUUUGUUCAGUAGGAUCUCAAUUAAAUAUUUUUUAUAUUCGUCAUUAUUAGUUUAUAAGGAUAAAAUUAACUUCCGGGUCUAGUUGCAGGAUUCACAUAUCGAAUUUUGUCGCUAUUUACAUCACAAAUAUUACAUAUUUUCACAAUUGCUAAAAUUUAUAAAAAAAAAACAAAAAAAUGCGCAUUUUUACUUGGUGUAUUCGAAAACAAAUUAAAAUACCGAUUUGAUUUGUUUACAGUACACACAAUAUUCCCAUCGUCUUACUUUUUUUCUCUUCGAAUGUGAUCUUUUUAUUUAAAUAUUUUGUUAUGUACUGGGUGAGUCAAAGAGCAACCUGUUUGAGGCCUUUUUGUCUUUUUUGAGCAAAAUUUCCCCUUUCUCAAUUUAUUAUUAUUGGUUAUUCCUAAAACUAGACCUCGAGAUCAAUAAUCAACUUAAUUACCAAUGAGUUAUAACAAUCGUGGAAUAUUUUUUGUAAUUAUUUUUGUAAAUUUUUUUUAUUUAUUAAAAAUAUGUCCUAAACUAGUUUACAUUUGAACAGAUUGGUCUAAUUUUGUUUUCUGAGACGUCUGUGUUCAAAUGUAAGUUCAGACCACUAUUGGGGUAGAACCCCUUUAUAUCAAUUAAUAUUAUAUGCCUUUUGUAUUUACAUAAAGCUUUAGUUUUAUACAGUUUUAAAACUUGUGCACUGUAUAUGUUGAAACAGUAUUAAAUAAAACUAUUUAAAAUAUAUAUAACAAUAAA